UUUUCAACUAUUUUCACUGCUGAAAAUAAUAGUCAGUGUUUCUUUGCAUCCUUGUGCGCAUCACAUUCACAUUUUUCUUCUCGGAAACUUUUCAUCGGUCCUCGAUUUUGAGAUCAGAGAUAAGAAAAUGGCGAAAUCUAGCGCCGACGAUGCUGAACUCCGGCGAGCUUGCGAGGCUGCAAUUGAAGGCACGAAACAGAAUAUCGUCAUUUCCAUCCGUGUCGUCAAGACUCUCGGUACCUGGGGAAAAGCUGCCAUGCUUGGUCGUCAAAUGGCUAAACCUAGGGUUCUCGCUAUCUCUACGAAAGCGAAAACUCAACGGACUAAAGCUUUUCUUCGAGUCUUAAAGUAUUCAAAUGGAGGAGUGCUUGAGCCUGCUAAGAUAUACAAGCUGAAGCAUCUCUCAAAAGUGGAAGUAGCAACUAAUGAUCCCAGUGGAUGUACAUUUACUUUGGGAUUUGAUAACCUUAGAAAUCACACUGUGGCUCCUUCACAGUGGACAAUGCGCAAUAUUGAUGACAGGAACCGCCUUCUGCUUUCUAUCUUGAAUAUUUGCAAAGAUGUCCUAGGUCGCCUUCCUAAAGUUGUUGGCGUAGAUGUUGUGGAGAUGGCUCUUUGGGCUAAGGAAAAUACACCUGCAGUUUCCACUCAAAAUAAACAAGCAGGUGGUGCUACUGUUGAAUAUGCUGUCAAUGAGGCAGAAUUGAAAGUCAAUGUUGAAAAGGAGCUUGUCUCCCAAGCAGAGGAAGAGGACAUGGAAGCUCUUUUGGGAAAUUAUAUCACGGGUAUUAGUCAAGCAGAGGCAUUUUCUGAAAGGUUGAAAAGAGAGCUCCAGGCUCUGGAAGCAGCAAAUGUGCAUGCUAUUUUAGAAAGUGAGCCUUUGAUAGAUGAGGUGUUGCAAGGGCUUGAAGCUGCUUCAAAUUGUGUGGAGGACAUGGAUGAAUGGUUAGGCAUGUUUAAUGUGAAACUCCGACACAUGAGGGAGGAUAUUGAAUCAAUUGAAAUCCGCAAUAACAAGUUGGAAAUGCAAUCAGUAAAUAACCAAUCUCUCAUUGUUGAGCUUGAUAAACUUGUUGAGCGAUUGCAUAUCCCUUCUGAGUAUUCAGCAUUUUUGACAGGAGAUUCAUUUGAUGAAGCGCAAAUGCUUCAAAAUAUUGAAGCAAGCGAGUGGUUGACCGGGGCCUUGCGCAGUUUUGAAGUGUCAAACAUAGAUCCUACUUACGCAAAGAUGAGAGCUUUUAAAGAGAAGCGAGGAGAACUUCAAAUAAUAAAAUCUACUUUUGUUAGGAGAGCCUCUGAGUUUUUGAGGAAUUACUUUGCUACUUUUGUUGAUUUCAUGAUGAGUGAUAAGAGUUACUUUUCUCAGCGGGGACAGUUGAAAAGGCCAGAUCAUGCUGACCUGCGAUACAAGUGCAGGACAUAUGCACGCCUUUUGCAACAUUUAAAGAUUCUUGACAAGAAUUGCUUGGGCCCAUUGAAAAAAGCUUAUUGCUGUUCUCUAAACUUGCUUCUUCGCAGGGAGGUCCGUGAGUUUGCUAAUGAACUUCGUGCUAGUAAUAAAACUUCUAAAAAUCUAACAGAAGGUUCCAUGGGAUCUGGUCAGAAUGCAAAUUCUACCGACUCUUCCGUUGCUGAUGCAUAUGCAAAGUUGCUCACUGUUUUUAUCCCACUUAUGGUGGAUGAGAGUUCUUUUUUUGCACACUUCAUGUGCUUCGAAAUUCCUACACUUGAUGGUAAUAAAUCAGGACUUACUGAUGAUGCUAAAGAUGACGAUGAUUUGGGAAUUGCGGACAUUGACGAUAAGGAUAGUAAAUCAAGUACAAGUAUAAAUUCUGUGGAGCUAGCAGCUUUAAAUGAAGCACUUCAGGAUUUGCUUGAUGGAAUUCAAGAAGACUUCUAUGCUGUUGUGGAGUGGGCAAGCAAGAUUGAUCCUUUAUGCUGCAUAUCAAUGCACGGAAUUACAGAACGUUAUCUCUCUGGUCAAAAAGCUGAUGUAGCAAGAUUUGUCUGCCUUUUGCUUGGUGACCUUGAGUCUCGUAUAUCUACGAUGUUUAGAGGUUUUGUGGAUGACGCUUGCCAUCAGAUUGAAAGAAGUGAACGCAAUGUUCGCCAAAGUGUCCUACCCUACAUUCCCAGAUUUGCAACCCUUGCAACGCGGAUGGAGCAGUACAUUGCUGGACAGUCCAGGGAUUUGGUUGACCAAGCGUACACAAAAUUUCUGAGGUUGUGGGAGAAGAAAUAA
This is a messenger RNA of Vicia villosa (hairy vetch), 2242 nucleotides long. Its product is annotated as exocyst complex component SEC3A-like. Gene Ontology annotation, biological process: exocytosis; Golgi to plasma membrane transport. The coding region runs from base 128 to 2242 and encodes 704 amino acids. Gene Ontology annotation, molecular function: phosphatidylinositol-4,5-bisphosphate binding. NCBI's taxonomy places the organism in Eukaryota, Viridiplantae, Streptophyta, Magnoliopsida, Fabales, Fabaceae. Gene Ontology annotation, cellular component: plasma membrane; exocyst. The record is from RefSeq and is a predicted model, not a curated record. The transcript is spliced from 20 exons.